Messenger RNA from Pelecanus crispus (Dalmatian pelican), 1428 nucleotides. It is a transcript of the gene SGMS2, whose product is annotated as sphingomyelin synthase 2. Gene Ontology annotation, molecular function: sphingomyelin synthase activity; ceramide cholinephosphotransferase activity. Lineage: Eukaryota; Metazoa; Chordata; Aves; Pelecaniformes; Pelecanidae. Gene Ontology annotation, biological process: sphingomyelin biosynthetic process; ceramide biosynthetic process. Gene Ontology annotation, cellular component: endoplasmic reticulum membrane; plasma membrane; Golgi membrane. The record is from RefSeq and is a predicted model, not a curated record.
CUCUAGAGGAAAGAAAGAUUUGUCUUCACAAAUAUCUGAAUAGUGACAGCACAAUGGACACUUUUUAGAGUUCUACAGAAAUCAAAAACCAUCUAGGAACAAAAACGUUGGACUUCGAGGAAUAACAGACUUUAGAGAGCCCAGAAAUUGGUCACUGAAACUCGAUUUGGCCAUACAGCUUGGGAAUGAAUACCAUUGAGACAGCAAAGCUUGAAGAGCAUAUGGAGGGUCAAAACAAUGACACUUCUAAUGGCUACUCACGACCUACUCUCUCAGUCAGUGAAGAGAACAAAAAUGGCACUAGCAAACCAAAGGGCUUGUCUAAUGGCUUGCGAAAAACAGCAAAGAAAUAUCCUGAUUACAUCCAGAUUGCUAUGCCUGCUGAGUCUAGGAACAAAUUUCCUCUGGAAUGGUGGAAAACAGGCAUUGCCUUUGUCUAUGCUCUCUUCAACUUGAUUCUAACAACUGUCAUGAUCACUGUGGUCCAUGAGAGAGUACCUCCAAAGGAGCUAAGCCCUCCCCUGCCUGACAAAUUUUUUGAUUACAUUGAUCGUGUGAAAUGGGCUUUUUCUGUAUCAGAAAUAAAUGGAAUGAUACUAGUUGGGUUAUGGAUAUUCCAGUGGUUGUUUCUUAGAUACAAAUCAAUAGUGGGACGGAGGUUCUUUUUUAUAAUAGGAACUUUGUAUCUGUACCGCUGUGUUACUAUGUACGUUACCACCUUACCUGUGCCUGGAAUGCAUUUUCAAUGUGCACCAAAGUUGAAUGGAGAUUCUCAGGCAAAGGUUCAGAGGAUUCUGCGACUGAUUUCUGGUGGUGGUCUAUCCAUAACUGGAUCACAUAUCCUAUGCGGAGACUUCCUGUUUAGUGGUCACACUGUGGUAUUAACGCUGAUCUACCUGUUCAUCAAAGAGUAUUCACCACGUCAUUUCUGGUGGUAUCACUUAAUCUGCUGGCUAAUGAGUGCUGCUGGCAUAAUUUGUAUCCUUGUUGCUCAUGAACACUAUACCAUAGACGUCAUCAUUGCUUACUAUAUCACCACACGGCUUUUCUGGUGGUACCACUCAAUGGCUAAUGAAAAGACUUUAAAGGUCUCUUCGCAGACAAAUUUUCUCUCUCGAGCAUGGUGGUAUCCAAUAUUUUAUUUCUUCGAGAAGAAUGUGCAAGGCUCUGUUCCUUGCAGCUUUUCCUGGCCGAUAUCUUGGCCUCCCAGCUGCUUCAAAUCUUCAUGCAAAAAGUAUUCACGGGUUCAGAAGACAGGAGAGGACAAUGAAAAAUCUACCUGAAGAAAAGAAGGAAAGCAUCUGCUCUUUUUUUUUUUUUUUUUACCAAGACAUUAACGCUGUAACCAAAGUUCUUAAGAGGACUACACUGUAACUGAAGACGUGGACCAAGCUUCUGUGCAAUUGAUUGGAAAGACAAUUGUAGACA